AUGGGAGAUCCCAACUACGCUGCCCUUUUAUUCCAACAACAGGCGGAUGGGAGUACCAGGCAGAUUGGAGCAGCAUCAGGCGGAUGGGAGCAACAGGCGGAUGGGAGAUCCCAACUGCAGCAGGACUCCCCGGUGCUGCCGUGGUUGGAGAAUACGGUGCAAGGAGGCCAGCGACGACGAGUCCUUCCACCCAACAGUGCUGCUGCUACUGCAUCGAAUCCAUUCCUCGACGUGUGCUCCGCAUUUCUUGCAAAGCGCAAAUUAGGACAAUCCAUUAUGCCGAAAUGGAUUCAAAGGAUCUUUGACCGACAUGAUUAUGGAAGGUUUCCCUCCAGGUGGAGUGUCGACAAUAUCUCACCUCAUAAUGAAAUACAAGCACGUGAUGAGGUCCCUGCUGCGGUCAAAGGAAAUACAAGAAGGUCCAAAAAUUUCACUCUUAAAGAGGACGAGAUGUUGGUGUCAGCGUGGCUAAAUGUGAGUUUGGAUCCUGUGAGAGGAGCCAAUCAAUCAAAAGAUACCUAUUGGAAAAGAAUACAUGAUUACUUUCAUUCAAAAAAGGAUUUUGAAUCUCAUCGCACACAAAGUUCUCUAAUGAGUCGGUGGUCUAGUAUACUACAUGACUGCAACAUAUUUGCUGGUUGUGUUUCGAAGGUAGAGGCCCGAAAUCAGAGUGGUGCAUCUGUUGAUGACAAGCAAGCAAAUGCAUUAACUAUGCGCCAGCCAACUGGACCUCAGAAACCAUUAAGCAAAAAGCAAAAGACCACUGCUGAUUCAACUCCUGCUAUUGAUGCACCAGACCCUGUCACUGGUACUGUAGCUGAGACUGAAACCACAAUAACCACAGUGCCGAGGCCUACAGGGACUAAGAAGGAAAAGCUGAAAUUAAAGCAGCGUUCAAGCAUUGAAGCUUUGGAUUAUUUAUUGGCAAAGAAGAAAGAGGUGGAUGCUGAGAAGGAGUUGAAGAAAAAGGAGAGGGAGUUGAAGAAAGAGGAGAGGGAGUUGAAGAAACAAGAGAUGUGCCAAAAAAACCCUUGCCUUGCAGGAAGAAAGGAUAAAACUUGA
Molecule: messenger RNA, 1062 nt
Organism: Miscanthus lutarioriparius
Lineage: Eukaryota; Viridiplantae; Streptophyta; Magnoliopsida; Poales; Poaceae
Source: the annotation of a GenBank genome assembly